UUCACGAUGUUCGCGUAACGUAACUGAACAUAGCUGAGGUAGAAUAGAUGAGCAUAGGUUACGUUGGGUUACGUUUGUAACCUGCGUUACCUACGUACGCAAACCCUCACCCACCCUCGUCAUCCCUCGCGCUCAAGGGUAUCGUGCCGUCAAUCGCAACACAUGGAGAGAACGAUGUCGGAGCAGACGGCUUCGCAGACGCAAACGGAAACAAUCUCCGAGCCAGACGUCACCGAUUCCGGAUCGCAGGAUGUACCUACUGUACGAUUACGUUUACGGAUGCCGAAAUCAAAUAAAAAGGUUCAAUGGACACAGGGGACCGUAGACAAUGAAAAUUUAAAUAAAAAAAAAUCAAAAUGUUGUUGUAUUUAUGAGAAACCAAAAACUUUUGGUGAAAGUAGUUCUGAAGACAGUGAUGAUGAAUGCGAACAUUGUCACGGACAUAAAGAUGCUCAUAAGAAAGUCUUACCGAAAUCUGGUGAUCCUGCGCGAGAAGGAAUGUCAUCACAUCCUGAACCCAUUGCAACAGGUUCAACAUAAGUGUUUUUAUGCUUAUAUACCUAUUGACAACUUUUCUCUAAAUGGAAAAUAAAUUCCUUUAUUUUCCAAUUAUUAUUUCUCGAGUCAGUAUGUAAUACAGAAAAAGAUGAUACUUUUUU
Molecule: messenger RNA, 659 nt
Organism: Mycetomoellerius zeteki
Lineage: Eukaryota; Metazoa; Arthropoda; Insecta; Hymenoptera; Formicidae
Product: protein phosphatase 1 regulatory subunit 11
Exons: 4
Coding region: 163-540 (125 amino acids)
Cellular component (GO): nucleus
Molecular function (GO): protein phosphatase 1 binding; protein serine/threonine phosphatase inhibitor activity
Source: RefSeq, a predicted model, not a curated record